This is a messenger RNA of Microsporum canis CBS 113480, 987 nucleotides long. Its product is annotated as NAD-dependent deacetylase sirtuin-5. The record is from RefSeq and is a predicted model, not a curated record. The transcript has 2 exons. Lineage: Eukaryota; Fungi; Ascomycota; Eurotiomycetes; Onygenales; Arthrodermataceae. The coding region runs from base 1 to 987 and encodes 328 amino acids. Gene Ontology annotation, molecular function: NAD+ binding.
AUGGCUUCAGGAAUCGCCGAGGCUGACUUGCUCAGCUUUCGUGAGCAUCUCAAGAAAUCAAAGCGUAUCCUUGCUCUGGUCGGUGCUGGACUUUCCGCCGCUUCUGGCCUCCCUACUUUCCGAGGGGUAGGCGGGUUAUGGCGGUCUCAUCGGGCGCCAGACCUGGCGACUCCAGAAGCGUUUGGUGUUGACCCAGGCCUUGUGUGGCAGUUCUACAGCUAUCGACGACAUAUGUCGCUGGUGGCGCAUCCAAAUAAGGGACAUUAUGCCCUCGCAGCAUUGGCGAGGAAGAACCCCCAUUUCUGGACUCUGACUCAGAACGUUGAUGGUCUAUCAGAACGGGCUAACCACCCAGAGUCUCAGCUCCACCGUCUUCAUGGCUCCCUGUUCACGGUGAAAUGCUCCUCGGAAUACUGCACCUACUCGCGGGACAACGAUUUCCAGGAUCCCCUUGUUCCCUGCCUUGCGAUCCCCAAAGCAGGAAACCAACUAAACCCGUCUACAGAGGAUAAUACUGGCGAACAGGCUGCCAAGGCUAUCCAUGCUGCUUUGGAUGAAAAGGUAGCCGCCACCGGUCCGUCAUGGUCUCCCGCCGGUGAAGAUUUAGAUAUUUCGGAUGAAGCGGUCCCCAUCCCUCAUCUGACAGAAGCAGAUCUACCACAUUGUCCACAAUGCUCAAGCGCACUUCUACGACCUGGAGUCGUCUGGUUUGGCGAAGAACUUCCCGAUGAUACGCUAGACGGUAUUGAGAAAUUCCUUGAUGAGGGGCCAGUUGAUUUAGUGCUGGUUAUCGGAACAAGCGCACAAGUCUUCCCAGCUGCAUUGUAUGUUGAACACGGGAGAGAUAGGGGGGCUCGGGUAGCGGUGAUCAAUAUGGAUGCGACUCAUGUUCCGCAGUCAGGGCUAUACGCAACAGAUUGGCUAUUCCAGGGUGAUGCUAGCGUUAUUCUUCCGGAGAUCCUGAAAGAUAUCAUUGGUGACCUCUAG